This is a messenger RNA of Trichophyton rubrum CBS 118892, 456 nucleotides long. RefSeq lists its product as uncharacterized. The transcript is spliced from 2 exons. Lineage: Eukaryota; Fungi; Ascomycota; Eurotiomycetes; Onygenales; Arthrodermataceae. The record is from RefSeq and is a predicted model, not a curated record. Bases 1 to 456 code for a protein of 151 amino acids.
AUGUCAAGCAAAAUGAGCCACCCAUCCAGCUUGUUCGACACCCAAAUAAAACCUCGCCUUGAAGAUCAGAUCCACAAGAUACUGGAUCCUCUAUCCGAAGGCCAGGCGAAGCAAGUAAAUACUUGGCUGGAAUUGUAUACAGAAACUGCGGACUCGCUGGAGAAGCGAUCUUCAUCACGGCGAUGCGUCAGACGUCAUGCUCAAUACUUCGCCAGGAAAGUGUAUGCAAUUAGUGCUGAAUUAUUUGUGCUAUGCUCUCUGUCCUACUCCAUUACUGGACUACCAAAGAUCCCAGCAGGGCCAUUCUAUGAUCAACUUGAGCAAUGGUGGGCGGCAUUAGAGGGUCCUCACAAUUCGCUAUUCAAAGUCACUACCACCAUAUGUGGUAAUUUACCGCAGUAUGGAGAGGAUAGAUCGAAUUUUUCUGCAGAGAGCAGCGUUGCUCUUGUCAUAUAA